Molecule: messenger RNA, 603 nt
Organism: Sciurus carolinensis (gray squirrel)
Lineage: Eukaryota; Metazoa; Chordata; Mammalia; Rodentia; Sciuridae
Product: oocyte-specific histone RNA stem-loop-binding protein 2-like
Exons: 6
Coding region: 130-603 (157 amino acids)
Biological process (GO): mRNA transport; mRNA 3'-end processing by stem-loop binding and cleavage
Cellular component (GO): cytoplasm; histone pre-mRNA 3'end processing complex
Molecular function (GO): mRNA binding; histone pre-mRNA stem-loop binding
Source: RefSeq, a predicted model, not a curated record
GCGAAAUAAGUCCACCCUGCAGGGAACUCAGCGCACCAUUGGCUCUACCUCUGGCCAAUCGCCACACCCUCCCGAAAUUGCUUCACCAGAAGAGAGGUGUGUGAAGAGUUUCUGUUCUCUAGGACAGAGAUGGUAAGUGUGGCAGUCAGCACAGAGCCUUGCCAUGCCAGGUGGGAAGUAGAGACAGAUGAAGUUGUCUUGCAGAGGAGGCAAAAGCAGAUAGAUUAUGGCAAAUGCACACCUGGUUACCAGUGCUUUCUGCAGCAGGUCCCCAAGGUACAGAGACAGCCAGGGAUUCACCCUCAAACACCAAACAAGAACAGGAGGUACAGCCGACGUUCCUGGGAUGCCCAGAUCAGGCAGUGGAGAAGAGCCCUACAUACCUGGGACCCUCCCAGUCAGAGGAGGGGGGCUGAGGGGCAGGGAAUGGAGAACCCCUUACAGCUGAUGGAUUCUACCCCUUUGGAUAACCUUCUAGGUGACUGGCUCCAAGCCUUGGAGCCCUUGGAGAACCUGGAUGGAGGCCAGAAGAGGGCCCAGCUUGCAGACUUGGUUCCUCUAUCCUAUCCUCCCAAGCUCAAUGUUGAAGAUCCCCAAGACUGA